This is a messenger RNA of Aspergillus caelatus, 2172 nucleotides long. RefSeq names its product putative pre-mRNA splicing factor. The transcript is spliced from 4 exons. Bases 1 to 2172 code for a protein of 723 amino acids. NCBI's taxonomy places the organism in Eukaryota, Fungi, Ascomycota, Eurotiomycetes, Eurotiales, Aspergillaceae. Gene Ontology annotation, molecular function: catalytic activity. The record is from RefSeq and is a predicted model, not a curated record. Gene Ontology annotation, biological process: DNA repair.
AUGAACAACUUAAUCAAGCGAGUCGUUUCCCUGUUCACUGUCCAACAACCUCAAAGGGACAUCGCCCCUCCUUCAGCGCAAUGGGAAAAGACCUCCGAUGAGUCCCAGAAUAUGGAUCGUCCCAGGCCUGUCUCUGUCGUCGUCUCUCCCCCCGCCUUCGAUCUCGAUUCCUAUGAAUCCUUCGAUGAGGAUUACUUCAGACGAACGGUUGAUGAGAUUCUCUCCGAUCAGACUAGUUUUGAGAAAAGCUUUGAUGAGUACUCCGGCGCUAAGAUGAUGGAUGGGACCUGUGAGAAGAGGGCUAGCAUGUCAAGGGAUUCUGGCCUUGGGAGCUCGAGGCAUAAGGCGUCCCCUUAUUUUCAGAGCAAGGUGGCUAGGAAGAAGUCUGUGGCGCAUAGGGUUAUUCAGAAGAUUGAGAGCUCAGAUGACGAAGAUGACUCAGAAGAGGAAGAGGAGGAUGAGGAGAUGCUGAUUUCGGAGAAAGCCAAGCGGUUUUAUGAUAGACAGAGUGGGAGCGAAGUGGUCAAACGGGAGAAUCCUGCCGAUUCUGUCGUUAAGAUUAAACUCGAGGAACUUGAGAAACGAGGGCUUCAUGUUCCGGAGGAAGAGGUCAGACCUGCUGCCCGGGCUCCUUCUGUGAUUGAUGUCGAUGCCUGCGGUGAUGAGGAGCUUGAGGAAGUUUCAGAGGAGAAAUACGUUUUUGCUUCUGUUUCGGAGGAGGAACAUGACCGUCUUGUUAAGUUUCUUCUUGAUCAUUCUUUUAUGCGCGAAGGCGCGUAUCCAGUGAAACGGUCCGCACGGCGCAGGUUCAUAAGUGAUGUGCGACGGGAGGCUUCUAUCUCUGGCAUGGAUGAAGAUGCCCUGGGUGUGCUCACAAAGUGGAUCAAGAAGACGUAUCUCGAAGUUUGCAUGGUUGCCGACGCUGACAAGGAAGGUUCGGAAUUCGGUGAUGAGAUUGAUGAUGAGAACGUGGCUGAACAUGGGUCACGAAGGAAAUCGAAGAAAGACCGAAAGAGAAAAAGGACUAGUAUUGAUCAGGCAAGGGAAAAGACCAAGACAAAGAAGACGAAGAGAUAUGACAUUUCGAUGGUCCCUAGCAAACAAGACGUGCGAGAAGUCAUAAAUAUUGAUAGCGACGAUUCCGCGAUUACGAUCUCUAAGUCCCCUUCCGCGGACAUCCAAGUUUUGGGAAAGGCCUCAGUGACCCAGUCCGAUCUCCAACGCACGCCUACCUCCCAUCGUGUUCACCACGAGAAUGCAAAACCUGGAAGAGCGGUCAUUGAACCUGUUACUCCUAUAACACCAACUGCCCUUUCAGGGCAGAGAGGCAAUGAACGGACCAUCCCUAGCAAGAAGUUACCGCUGCCAAGGCCUGGAUAUCAUAAUUCCACCCCUAAUAAGAAUGCCAAUAGCAACGAGAGAAAUCUUCGAGUAUCCCAAAAGUGUACAUCGCGGAACGACUCGCCUAAGAAGCGCACCGUCUCUUCUACCGCAGAACUCCCGAGCUCACUUUCGAAGACUGCCAAAUCGCCAAGCAAAAUACCAAGUAUUGCGGAAAGUUGCGAAAGGAAGAAGAAGAAGAAGAAGAAGCGCGAAAAGAAGGAUAGAAAGCGAGGAGUUGCUCUUCCCGUCUUGUUCAAAGUUUUUGAGCGAUUCCCUACUGUCGAAGCAAUGGCUACAGCGGACACCUGGAUAUGUCACCCACCGAAAAAAGAUGAAAGAUAUCGCAAACUCCACUACCCCUGCAAAUUAGAUGGACGAGAUAUCCGGCCACAAGAGUGCAUUGAUGAUGCAGACCCGCGUGUGGCCUGGGAGGUCGCACAUCUACCAGGGGUGGGGGCUUAUUCUCUGGAUAGCUGGCGAAUCUUCUGCCGAGACGAACUUCGAGGCCUAGCCAAAGAUUGGAAAGGGUCUGGUGCAACUAAGCCAGACUUUGUUCCGGAGUGGAAAUCAGUUCUGCCACAUGACAAGGAGCUGCGGGCAUAUCUGACCUGGAUGUGGCUUAAGGAAGGUUGGGUAUGGGAUCGUCAGACAGGACAUAGAACUCGAGCUAGUGAGAAGAUGAUGCGAGCUGCACGCCGCGGCGGAGUGGCCCUUGAAGAGAAUGGGAAUUGGAUACUGGAGACAUCGCCAGUAAAGAAAGCUGCGAAUGGUCUGACUACGUGGGAUUAG